Messenger RNA from Colletotrichum tamarilloi, 411 nucleotides. RefSeq lists its product as uncharacterized. The transcript has 2 exons. Bases 1 to 411 code for a protein of 136 amino acids. The record is from RefSeq and is a predicted model, not a curated record. Lineage: Eukaryota; Fungi; Ascomycota; Sordariomycetes; Glomerellales; Glomerellaceae.
AUGAGAACAGACGACAUGGACAUGACCUGGGAAUUAGGAAGAUGGAGGGGGGGCAGGCUCUGGAUAAAGGGCAGAACAAACGAGCAAGAGUCAAGAGAGAGAGGGACGGGAGAGACAAGAAACGGGCAGACGGGACAACGGGCUAACGUAACAGGGCGACGGGGGUGUGAGGUGAAUGGGAUAAUACUGGAUGGAUGGAUGGAUACGGAUACUGGGGGGAGGAGGAGAGACGAGACGAGACGAGAACGACAGAGAGAGAGAGAGAAAGAGCAACAACCAGCACCAGCAAAAGCACCACCAAGAAAGUACACCAGACGAGACGAAGCAAGCGGCGGCGGCAAAGAUGCCAGGGACGGUACGGUACCUACUCCGUAUACCCCGUGGCUCAUCCCCGUACGAGACUACGAGUAA